This is a messenger RNA of Triticum urartu, 1555 nucleotides long. RefSeq names its product F-box/kelch-repeat protein At3g23880. Gene Ontology annotation, molecular function: protein binding. The record is from RefSeq and is a predicted model, not a curated record. Lineage: Eukaryota; Viridiplantae; Streptophyta; Magnoliopsida; Poales; Poaceae.
GACUUCGGGACCCUUCUCAGUCCAGUCGAGUCCUCCUUGCUGUCCCAACUCCCCAAAGGCCGAAACCCUCGACCAGUGCGGCGGCUUUCCCCUCCGCCUCCGGCAUUCUCGUCUCCGGCGAUUGCCUGCUCCCCGCCAACGCCCUCGCGAUGUUUUCCUCGAAGCCGCUUCCCGCCGCCUCCAGCUCCGGCGACCUGCCCGCGGACGCGCUGUACGAGGUCCUCCUCCUCCUCCCGGCCAAGGAGCUCUGCCGCCUCCGCGCCGUCUGCCCCGCCUGGCGCGCCCUCACCUCCGACCCGCUCUUCGUCGCGGCGCACAUGUCCCGACACCGUACUGCGCUCCCGCUCCUCGCCAUGGGCUACUGCGACGGCAGUGGGGUCAAUGGCGUUGCGAUUUCGGAUCUGUCGGGCAACGUCGUGAGGAGGAUUCCAAGCACCGGGUAUGAGGUUGUUAGGGUGAACACGUCGGGUGAUGCCAUUGGCCGGUUCACAAGCAAGGACGAUAGCAUCUGUGUUGUGCGCACGCGGCUAGACCUCGUCUGUUUCAACUGGAAUUUCUUCUCUGGGUCCUUCUGGGUGCUGAACCCAGCCACUGGAGCUGCCAUCGACUUGCCAAUGGGCUUCUCUGAGGAAAUUGUGCAUGAGCUAGAGGUGAAUCCAAUAAAGGAAUAUAGCUGCAGACGUGAGUUGUUUGCUUUUGGGCAGGUCUCCUCUAGCAGGGAGUACAAGGCGCUCCGCAUCUCUAGAGUUGAUGACCGGAAGGUAUGUGAGGUUAUCACCUUUGAUGACACCAACCAUGGAAGCUGGAGGAGAAAGCAGGACCCUCCAUCCCAUAUCUGUACCAGUCACAGGAUGAGAAGUGCGGUCGUCAAUGGGGUGGUGUACUUCCUGAUGGAAUUUUGCUACUCCAAUUAUGAAACUGGAGUUAUUACCAUUGAACCUGGUAGCGUAGCUUCCUUCAACCUCGACACAGAGGAGUGGAUGGGUGUUCUACGUGGUCCAGAACAGCUGGAGAGGUUUUUGCAAGAGAGCAGGGGAUACACUUACUCAGGACUUGAAGGCGAGUUAUCAUUGGCUGAGUUGAAUGGCUGCUUAGUUGUGGUUCAUAAUACUUAUGACAUAUCUAUGGACUUGUGGUUUUUGACAGAUUUUGAGAAAGGUAUUUGGGUCAAGAAAUACAGCUUGCCUUCACAUGUAGCUAGGCUUUUUUGGUAUCCUUUUCUCAUGUUAGAUGAUGGGAGAAUUUUCUUCAGUGGGAUGGAUUGUCUGGAAGGUAUAUUAAGUGGUGGAGAGCAAGGAGAGGGAUUUCUGCAAUGUUAUGAUCCAAGGAAUGGCACAUGUACUGAUGAAGUGAAACUGAGAGAUCCCCGAAAAAUCGGCAUUUACACAGGAAGCCUGCUGAGUUUAUAGAGUAGCUGUCGCUAAUGAGGUGAAUAAUUCAUCGUACUGGCCGUUUACCUUAUGUUGUAAUGUGAACAAUUAGUGAGACAGUGGACUGAUGCAUGCAUUGAUGAAAAAGUACUUUUGUGCCUUUCAAUUAAAGUAUAUUAUCAUAA